AAUAGAGUGGAAGGGGUGCUAAAAUGAAGGAGGAAGGGAAGGAUGGCAGUGAAUGACGGCCAGCUUCAAAGUCUGUUAUAUUUAUUUACGUUUUGGCUAAAAAGGCUCUCUCAUUGUAUGCAAAUUCCCAAACUCACUUAGCUUCCAUUCCAAAGAAGCAGUUCAUCCCUCUCCUCUUCUCUCCGAAACUCGUCUCAAUCAAAUCGUUUCAAGAAAAAUGUCGUGGCAGACAUACGUUGAUGAUCACUUGAUGUGCGACAUCGAUGGUCAGGGCCAGCACCUCGCCGCCGCCGCCAUCAUCGGCCUCGACGGCUCCGUCUGGGCUCAGAGUUCUUCCUUCCCUCAGUUUAAGCCCGACGAGAUCGAAGAUGUCAAGAAAGAUUUUGAGGAACCAGGCUAUCUUGCUCCCAAAGGCUUGCACAUUGCGGGCACCAAGUACAUGGUAAUCCAGGGAGAGCCUGGAGCUGUCAUCCGUGGGAAGAAGGGAUCUGGAGGCAUCACCAUAAAGAAAACUGGACAAGCUCUAGUUUUUGGGGUGUACGAGGAACCAGUGACUCCUGGACAGUGCAACAUGGUUGUGGAGAGGUUGGGAGAUUAUCUUGUUGAUCAGGGUCUCUAGAUCUCCAUCUCUCAUGAUCAUUUCAAGUUUUGAACCUUCUUUUUUCUUCUUUAACCUUUGGGAUUAUUUCUUCUUUUCUUCCCCACAUGGGGUCUGCAUGGCCCCAUAUCAUUUCGACACUUAAAUUGAGAAAGUCAUUACCAUGCAGACAAUAACCAUAUGAGAAUCUAAUCAGUUGUUUUUUGGGUUUCCCAUUUGGAUGUUAAAUUACAUAUAUGGUGGUUUAGUCAUCAAUUAUUGUGUAUUCUUUCAGUGCUUUCCUUAAUGUCAUUGAGGGGCCCCUGUUUCUCUCUCA
Messenger RNA from Neltuma alba, 914 nucleotides. RefSeq names its product profilin. The record is from RefSeq and is a predicted model, not a curated record. The transcript is spliced from 3 exons. Bases 218 to 619 code for a protein of 133 amino acids. NCBI's taxonomy places the organism in Eukaryota, Viridiplantae, Streptophyta, Magnoliopsida, Fabales, Fabaceae. Gene Ontology annotation, cellular component: cell cortex. Gene Ontology annotation, molecular function: actin monomer binding.